Messenger RNA from Podarcis lilfordi (Lilford's wall lizard), 321 nucleotides. Lineage: Eukaryota; Metazoa; Chordata; Lepidosauria; Squamata; Lacertidae. The record is from the annotation of a GenBank genome assembly.
AUGUAUGUUCUUUUUAAAAUUCCUUUGUUUGUUUCUUUCAAAAUCAUCUCUGCUGUGGUCCCCUCCAUUGGGUCUAUCUUGUUUUGUACCUACACAGAUAGGGUAGCGUUUGUCCAGAAGGUAGACACGCAGCAAGCUCUCUGCAGCCUUUUGGGCACCGCAGCUCUCAGAAGCACCACUCCUCCACUUCCUAUCCAGUCUGUAUCGAGUAGCUGCAAGCGGCCUUUUUGUCUAUGGGGUGCAGUCUCCCUCUUAUCACUCCCCACCCCUCUGGUCUUGUUAGUGGAAUGGGCAAGCACGGUCCCCCUCUCUCCCUUCUAG